AUGAGUCUGACCACCCAGUUAGACACGUUUGUCACCCGGCUCACCGAGGCCGGCUGUGGCAAAGGGGAGCCUAGUGGUGGUGAACCGGACUACCGUGAGGCGUAUGCCAUAUUCUCCGAGCUUUUGGACGUGAUUGAGGCGUUCAACGGCGCCGCCGAGUACCAACACUUUUUGACGGAAAUGGUGCCGAUAUUCCUCUCCAACCUCAAACGGGUGCCGGUGAGCUUCAACCUGGGCCUGCCCGAACACCGCUUGCGCAAUAUCAUCCUCGAAAUCAUCCAUAGGCUGAUCAUGAACGAGACGUUCGCCCCGUUUGCCGGCGACAUCUUGGACUGUUUACAGCUGAUCAUCGUCGAGGAGAACGAAGAGAACGGCGUGUUGUGCAUGAAAAUCAUCACCCUGCUCCACAAGGCGUUCAGAGAUAAGCUCAACGCUAAAAUCAAGCCGUUUUUCGAGAUCAUUUGCCAGAUAUACGACCAUGUCAACGACACAAUGAAGGAGGCGUUCGCCCAGCCGGAAACGAAACCGCUGCCACCGGAAGACGUCGAAGACAUGGACACAUUGGAUACCCCCAAGACCCACUUAAACCGCGCCAUGUACUCGUUUAAGACGUUGGCCGAGUGCCCCAUCACCAUGGUGCUGUUAUACCUGAGCUACAAGGAGCUGCUGUUGAUCCAGCUGCUGCUUCCCAUCUUCCUCCCCAAAGUGGUGAAUUUGCUCCAGGUGGAAGCCGACGCCCAGCGUGAGUGGCGCCAGAAAUCGCCCGACGGCGUGGUGACGCUGAUAUCGCCGGAAAUCACUAACCACCAGGCGUACCUGGACUUGGUGUUGGCCCAAGUGAAAGCGGCCCUGUUUUUGGCGUAUGUGUUCAUCCGUGACUAUAUCAAACACAUGCAAAACCUGCAAUGGAAGCAGCAAUUGGCCACCACCGUACCCGACGUCAUUCUCCGAUUACUCCAAGAUUGUCCCGCUGAGCUUCUGGUGGCGAGAAAGGAGUUGCUUCACGCCACUAAGCACAUCUUGCUGACGUCGUUCCGCACUAAUUUCAUCGCUAAGAUCGACUUGUUGUUCAACGAAAAUAUCCUUAUCGGCGAAGGGUUGACCCUGCACGAAACGUUGCGCCCGUUGGCGUACUCGAUUGUCGCCGAUUUCAUCCAUAAUGUCCGUGACGAGUUGCUGCCGAAGCAGAUCUGGCUGACGGUGGAGAUUUACUGUGGGUUGCUUAAGGACGACUCGCUCGCGUUGACGGUGCAGAUUAUGCUGGCGAAGUUGUUGCUCAAUCUCGUGGAAAAGAUUAUGGUGUUGCCGAAUAAAGUUGAGGGUCGUCAACUCUUUAUGAUCAUCAUCGAUGCCUACGCUAAGCGGUUUGAGAACUUGGCCCGCAAAUACCCUUACAUCAUCGCUCAGCAUCGUGAAUACGAACGUAAGAGUAAGCUGCGCCAAGAAGAGCUGAAGAAGGCAAUUGAACGGUACAAUAGUCUGAAGGCCAAGGAUCCUCUCGAGGAAGAAGCCGCUAAAGAUCUGGCCAAGCAAGAGGAAGAAGAGAACAAAAAUGACACUGAUGAAGUGGAAAAGUAUGUGUCUUUGUUCAACAUCGACCUGUAUUCACCUAUCGGCUACCACGUGCUGACGCUGGCGGGUAUCCUGGGAGCCCUGGCGCUGCUGGAUUUGCUUAAAGAUGUGCACUACUUCUACCGUAACUUGAUGCGGUUCCUCAAGCUGGUGAUUUUCGGUUUGAAACACUGUAACCCUGUGCCUCCCGAAGGCGGGGUUGCCCAGGCUAAGGACAUGGCGAAAUUGAUAUCAUUUGAAGAGACUAAUAUCUUCCGCAAUCUCUUCCGCGGCGGUAUCUCCUGCCUCCAGUUCUUCGCCGUGCAACGGCCCCAACACCGCCAGCCUAAGGACUUUGAUUUCAGCACCGGUGGUCCUAAUCUUCCCAUCACCCUGCUGAAAGAGGAGAAGGAUUUGAUGGAGAUCUUUGCCACCAUUUUCAUCCACAUCGAUCCGGCGCUGUUUAACGAAAUCGUCAACCACGAGCUUGACUUCUUGUACGAGCUGAUGCUUAAUAACGUGGCGUUGCUUCACCUCCCACAAUUCUUCCUCGCUCUGGAAGUCACUCUGGCCAACUUUAUGCUGAUAGUGAUUAAGUUCUUGAGGGACCAUUUGGCCGAUUUGGGUGAAGGUGACGUUGUCAAACUGAACAUUUUGAUCAGACUCUUUAAGCUUUGCUUUAUGCUGGUCAACUUGUUCCCCGCUACCAACGAAGCCGUGCUUCUUCCGCAUUUGACCGAGUUGAUCUUGGGUCUGCUUAAGCUUGCUACCCUGGCCGACGAGCCCAUCAUAUACAUGUUCCUCAUCCGGAUUCUUUUCCGCCUGAUUCUGGGGGGCCGGUUCGAGCAAUUCUACAAGGAGAUCAUGCCGAUUCUCCCGGUGUUGUUGGAGCUGUUGAAUAAGCUUAUUGCCAACCUGCGACGUCAGUAUGAACGUGACAUGUACGUGGAGCUUUGUCUCACGGUACCAGUGCGUUUACUCGUGCUUGUGCCUCACUUGCGCUACCUCACGCGCCCCUUAGUUUAUGCCCUUAAUGGUGGUCCUGAGCUUGUUAACCAAGGGUUACGGACAUUUGAGCUCUGCGUCGACAACUUCACUGCCGAGUACUUUGACCCGAUGAUCGAGCCGGUGAUUGACGAAAUCAUGGCGGCGUUGUGGAAACACUUGGAACCAGUUCCUUACCACCACCAACAUUCGCACACCGCCAUCCGCAUUCUUGGUAAGCUUGGUGGCCGCAACCACAAGCACUUCAAGCAAGUACUGAACCUCGCCGCCAUGGACGCGAUGCUGCAAGAGGUGAUGGCGACGUUCAAAGUGGCGGGCAUCCCUAAAGAAGUGCCGAUGCUGAUAACGCCGGGGGUGAAGCUGGCUCUCAAGUUGUUUGACGACCCUCGAGUCAAAUUGCAUUACCGUCUUUCCGCCUACCGCUACUUGGUGGCGAUUCUCCAGUUGUUCAUCGAUACCACUCCCAUUCCCGAAAAUUACGGAGCCCAGGUGGCGCAAUGGGUGGAUAAGUUGGGCGAGCCGGCGCCGGAGGAAGCCAAACAAUACCCCGCCUUGCCGCCAACCGAUUGCAAGGACCCAACCAAGCUUGAUUUGCAACAACAACUUUUCGCUAAGCUUUUGGAAGUGGUAUUCUCGCUGUUGCUGGUGCCCGAGCUUGUUGAAGAGCUGACUGCUUUGAUUGAGGGUUUGACUGACCACUUCUGCUUGUUGCACGUGCACACCGCUAUCAUUGAUAAGAUCAAGAAGGAGCGUCCGUUUUCGGUGCAAGAUCAAGAAGGUAAGGCGACCAUCUCCGAACAGGCCUACCUUGAUGCCAUCACCUAUGCGCUUUCGCACUGGAAUAAGACGGUCCGUGACGCGGGGAUGAAGGCGAUCCGCCAAGUGUGGGAUACCCUGGUGGUGUUGUUCAAGCUGCCGCAAGCGGCGUUGCUGUUCCCGUUGUUCCGCACGAUGUUCUAUCGGUUCACUCAUUGUUGCUACAACGAGUACUACCUGAACAAGCUUGGUGGGGUGUUAGGUCUUCAAGAGAUGUUCGAGCUGCUCGAUAUCCCUGCCGAAUGGUUCUUCUCCCGCCAGUUUGAGUUGGUGAGACUGGUAUUCUUUGUUCUCCGCGAUACUCCCGAAACUGCCCCUGCCGAAGUUUGUGAAGUGGCUGAGAAACUCGUGUUGAAAGUCCUCCACGAAUGCAACAAGUCCUUGCUGGAACUGGCGGUGCUCGAUAAGCCGUUUCAAACCAUCGUCGGGGCAUUGGUCUACGACCUUGCUCUGAGCAAUGAACGGGUUCGCCGCGUCGCUCAACAAGGGUUGCGGGAAAUUCAAGAUGCCACUGGGGUGGAGAUGGCCAAGUUCAUCGAGCCGUGUAAGCAUGUGCUCAUGACGCCUAUCUUCCGCAAGCCGUUGCGGGCGUUGCCGUUUCCCAUGCAAAUUGGUAACAUCGAUGCCAUUACCUUCUGUCUUGAGUUGCCCAACACCUUCCUUCAAUUUGGUGAUGAAUUGAACCGAUUAUUGCUGGAGGCGUUGGCGCUUGUGGAUGCUGAAGAUGAGCUGUUGGCGAACGUCCACCGGUUGUACGAGUACCGCACGGCUCACCAGUUGAUCGAGUUGAGAGUGGUGUGCAUUCGUCUCUUGCUGUUGGCCCUCACUAAGCCUGACUUCACGCUUGGGUCGCUGCCUGAGGCUCGUAUUCGGAUUUUGGGUGUGUUUUUCAAGGCCCUUUGCAACAAGAGUACCGAGAUUAUCAACGCUGCCCACAAAGGUCUUAAAGCCCUGCUUCAGGAGAACGCCCGUUUGCCUAAGGAACUCUUGCAAAAGGGGUUACGUCCGAUGUUGAUGAACUUGAGUGACCACAAGAAGUUGACAGUGCUGGGCCUCGAGGCGUUGGCGCGGUUGCUUGAGUUGUUGAUCUCUUACUUCAGAGUGGAGAUUGGUCGCAAGUUGUUGGAUCACUUAAUGGCGUGGGCGCAAAUCAACACCUUGCGUCUGAUUGCCGGCCAAGACUUGGAGAAUAACGAGACGGUUAAGAUCGUUAUGGCCAUCCUCAACAUCUUCCACUUGCUUCCCGCGCGGGCAUUUACGUUUAUGGUGGAAAUCAUCAAUACCCUCCAGUACCUCGAAGGCCACUUAGACCGUCACCAGUACCUGCCGUUCCGCAAGCCCGUGGCUAAGUUUUUGAACCGUUUCGCUGAAAACACCAUGGAGUACUACACCACCCACUUCAGCAACCGUAAAUUGGGCAACAUGUUGGCUCAGAUCACGGGUAUGCCUGAGUGUGACAACAUUCGGGUCCACGCUAAGGAGAAGUUGGGUGACUUGAUGACUGAGUUGGAACUGGAGCUGAACGAUGAGGUCAAAGCGGUUAAGUACGCGAACUUUGUCGACUUGUUGAUUGCGAUUGUCCCCCACGAUGCCGAGUGGUUCUCGCUCCAACGGCCUAUGCUUGUGAAGCUCUUGAAGAUGGUCCCCGAGAUGCGCAAAAUCAAACAGGAGGCGGCGCUCGUGCUGAGCGUCCACUUCCAGUUGGACCAAGCCGUCACCAAGUUGUUGGAGAUUGUGGUGCAAUUUAUGACGGCGCAAAAGGGCGACUUUGAAUUGCUUGUGACUGUGGUUGAUUCCGGUAUGCUUGUGCAAGGCAAAGUACCCCCGUUGCUUGAGGACUACGUGUGGAACGAAAUUGUGGCUCUGAGUGAUGCUGAUCAGCAGAAGAAGUACCUCAGUGAAGUCGUGAAAUACGUGGCGUCAGUGGACCCUGAACAAGAAGUGCUCUCUACUAAAGUGUUCCUUUUCCGCUACGUGUUUAACGCCAUCCUUCUUCGUCAUGGCGCUUUGGAAGACAACUUGGAUGCCGUCACUGGCGACUGGAUUGAAGCGGUGCACAAGACGAUCUGGCUGUCUAACCGUGAUAUCAUCAACGACCACAGCUCCGGCAAGCUGGACCAAUACCGGUACGUGUUGUUGGAAACGACGGCGAUCUUGUUGAAGUGGUGCCCCGAUAAGCUUGAGCUGAUGCGUAAGGAUGUGAUCAAGUUCUCCUGGAACUACUUGCGCCUCGAGGACCAAAUCACUAAGCAGGUCGCUUAUGUGACUACUGCGUUGUUCAUUAGCCACUUCGAUACUCCCAUCAAGUUGGUUACUCAAGUGUUUGUGGCAUUGCUUAAAACUCACCACACGGAAGUGAGACAAUUGGUUCGUCAAGCAUUGGACAUUUUGGCGCCGGUGAUGACCAAGCGCACUGACGAUGACCAGCUGUGGCUCCGUUGGCCGCGUCGGGUGCUUCUGGAGGAUGGUUUCAACGUAACUAAUGUUCUCAAUGUCUACCAGUUCAUUGUCCACCACCCGGACUUGUUCUUCCCUGCUCGUGAGCACUUUAUCGGUAAUAUGAUCACGGCGAUGGGUAAGUUGACGAUCCAAGUGAACCCCGUCAUUGAAAACCAGGUGUUGGCGAUUGAAUUGCUGGAGUUGAUUCUCAAGUGGGAAAACAAGGCUAAGGAAGAACAAGCGAUGGAAGUUGACGGUGACUUUGUCACUAGCCAAGGCUACACCAUCCCACUUGGCCAACGUGAAGCCUGUGUCACCUUCCUCGUUCGUUACGUGUGUAUUCUGCCGCAACGGGCCCUGGAGCUGGAGUUGGGUCAAAAGGCGUUGGGCAUUCUCCACGACUUGCUUUCCCCCGCACACUGGCCGCUGGUGCAAGUGAAGUUGACGUUCUUCGAAAAGUUUUUGUUGCUGAAUGACUUGAACGCGGCUAAUUUCUUGGGCUACUGUCUUAACGCCCUCGAAGUGUUGGGCGUGGUGUUGGAAUGGAAACUGGCCCAAUGGAUCGUCACUAACUUGGCCUACUUGCACAAGCUUUUGGAGAAGUGUAUUAAGCUGGACAACACCGAUAUUCAGGAUGUAUUGCAACGGGUGCUUCGAAUCAUAUUGCUGGCGAUAAACGAGGUCAACGGAUCUUCGGGUGAAGAAAAUGGCGGUGCUGAAGAGGACGACGACACUAAGGAGUUCAUCAAUCUUCUUCACUCGACGGUGGCUGAAGAUCUUGGCGAAAUGACGCUGACGGCUGCCGGGGUGACGUUGCUGUGGACGUUAGCCAACUACCGUCCCGCGGCAUUGGACGAUUUGAUGCCGCUGGUUAUGAAGACGUUCUCCAAGUUGUGCAAGGACCACAUUACUAUCACUCAUCAAGGUAAUGCGCCGCUGGGGUCUGGUUCUCGUAACGGGAAUUCAUCUAGUGGAGGCAAUGCCACCAACGGCCUGCUGGGUCCUCUGGCAGAAUACGAAGCGCAAAUGACGACGAAGCUUUUGGAAAAGAUGUUGUACUUGCUGGCCAUGAGAAUUUCUACCCUUGGAGACCAACGUCGGACUUUCUUGGUCCUCUUGGGUCAACUUAUCGAACGGCUGUUGGAUAAAGAUACCCUCGAAAAGAUCAUUCGCAUCGUCAAAGGGUGGGUGUUUGACCGUACUGACUUGUUCCCCACCACUAAGGAAAAAGCGGUGAUCUUGGGUAAGAUGAUGGUGUUCGAAGUGAGAGGUGAACCGGCAUUGCUGAAAGAAUUCUACCAAAUCAUCAUCGACAUCUUUGAGGACGACGCCUUUAGUUGCACUGAGCUCACCGUGAGAAUGGAGCAACCGUUCUUGGUCGGUACGCGUCUGGCCGAUGUGGAAAUCCGUCGUAAGUUGAUGAGCAUUUUGAACAACCUGUUGGAGUCUGACAUCGCUAAGCGGCUCUAUUACAUUGUUCGUCAACAAAACUGGGAGUACCUCGCCGACUACCCGUGGCUUAACCAGGCGAUUCAGUUGUUGUUUGGCCUGUUUGACUUGGAUAGCCCCGUUAAGUUGCACCAGGCCCAUCAAACGGCCCCGCUCACCCUGUUUCCUUACAAGGGGAGCGGUGAUGACGACGAAGAGCACAUGGAAGUGGAGAACACCGACGAGAUGACGGCGCUUUUCGCUAAGCACAAUAAGUGGUUGGCUAACGUUGAUCUGCUUGAGGCCCACCAGCUUAUUGACCCGCUCAUCGACACUUUCUACCAGCUGCCUGAGUGUGUCUACAGCGCCUGGGCUCAAGUGUUCCCGCUUGCGUUCUCGGCGGUGCCUCGUGGUGAACACCUCGACUUCACCCGAGCCCUUGUGGUGCUUUUGCUGAAGGACUACCACACGCGUCAAAUCGACAUGAGACCUAACGUCAUCCAGAUGCUUUUGGAAGGGGUGAGACGUUGCGAAGAUCUCGAGUUGCCGCCGUUUGCCGUUGAGUGUUUGGGUGCUAACUUCGAUGCCUGGACGCAAGCGAUGGCGAUGUUGGAAGCCACCCAAGACGCUAACCACUCGCUGGCAGAUGUACGUGAAGUGACGAUGGACGCGUUGGCUAAGCUUUACGCCAGUUUGAGAGAAGACGAUAUGCUUUACGGGCUCUGGCGUCGCCGGGCUAAGUACCAGGAAACAAUUCUGGCAUUGCUGUAUGAACAAAUUGGUAUGUGGGACCGUGCUCUCCGGCUUUACGAAAACGCUCAAGUCAAAGCCCGCUCGGGGGCGUUGCCAUACCUGGAAUCUGAAUACGCGUUAUGGGAAGACCACUGGAUCUACUGUGCCGAGAAAUUGCAACACUGGGACAUUUUGACCGACUUGGCUCGUCACGAAGGGUUUAGUGACCUUUUGCUUGAAUGUGGUUGGAGAGUGGCUGACUGGAACAACGACCGUGACACCCUUGAACAGACGGUGAAGAAUGUCAUGGAUGUGCCCACUCCUCGUCGCCAAGUGUUUGAAACCUUCUUGUGUCUUCAAGGGUUUGCUCAAGAGAAAUACACCAUUGCCGAGCUUACCCGCUACUGUGACGAGGGUAUUCAACUUGCUUUGCGUAAAUGGCAUGGUCUCCCCGCUCGUUUCCACGCGGCUCACAUUCCUCUCUUGCACACUUUCCAGCAGUACGUUGAAUUUAUGGAAGCACUGCAAGUGUACACGCUGCUUUUGACCACCAAUGCCCAGAACUUAGAUGUGAAGUCGCAAGAACUUAAACGGGUGCUUCAAGUGUGGCGUGAACGUUUGCCUAACACUUGGGAUGACAUCAAUAUGUGGAAUGAUUUGGUCACCUGGCGCCAGCACGCCUUCCAGGUGAUUAACAAGGUGUACAUGCCGUUUAUCCCCAUGCUCCAACAGCUGAACUCGCUGGGUACGGCGAACCUGUACGCUUACCGCGGGUUCCACGAAAUUGCCUGGGUGAUCAACCGGUUUGCUCACGUCGCCCGCAAGCACCAUAUGCCCGAUGUGUGUAUUAAGGAGCUUUCCCGCAUCUACCAGUUGCCGAAUAUUGAGAUCCACGAAGCCUUCCUUAAGCUUAAGGAGCAGGUGAAGUGUCACUACCACAACCCUGCGGAACUCAAUACUGGGUUGGACGUGAUUUCUAACACGAACCUCGUGUUCUUCACCACCCAGCAAAAGGCGGAAUUCUUUACGUUGAAGGGGAUGUUCCUUAAUAAGAUGAACCAGAAGGAUGAGGCUAACAAGGCGUUUGCCACCUCGGUGCAAAUCGACUUGAACCUUCCUAAGGCGUGGGCUGAAUGGGGGACGUUCAACGAUAAGCGGUUCAAGGAAAACCAGAACGAUAUGGUGUACGCUAACAACGCCAUUUCGUGCUACUUGCAAGCUGCUGGGUUGUACAAGAACGGCAAGACGCGUAAGUUGUUGGCGCGCAUUUUGUGGCUCAUUUCGUUGGAUGAUGAGCUGGGGACGUUGGCGCGGGCGUUUGACGACUUUAAGGGUGAAGUGCCGGUGUGGUACUGGAUCACGUUCAUCCCGCAAUUGCUUACCGCUUUGGGCUAUAAGGAAGCGAAGUUGACCCGCCAAGUGUUGAUGCGCAUCGCCAAGCUGUACCCUCAAGCGUUACACUUCCAAUUGCGGACGACGAAGGAAGACUUGACGGCUCAACAGCGUCAAAUUGCCGACAAGAAGCGUGACGAAGCCCCCGCUCAACAAUUGGCGUCGACGCUUGAACACGUGGAUGAAAUCAUGGGCAUCCUCAAGACGGCGUACCCGUUGCUUGCCCUUCUGCUUGAGCUGAUCGUCGACCAAAUUAACCAACGGUUCAAGUGUACUGCUGAUGAAGACGCUUACCGGUUGGGGGUGGCGUUGCUUAAUGACGGGAUUCAAUUCCUUAACCGCAGCGGUAACCCCUGGGACGAUACUAAGUUGCCCCCUGUCACCGAAGCCAACAUCACUCGCUUUGCUGAAACCGUGCUUCCCAAACAGAUCCGGGCUGAAUUUAAGAAGGAUCUUGUCGCCAACAAGCCGAACUUGGAGACCUACAUCAUCAAGUUGCGCCACUGGCGGGACCGCUUUGAGGAUAAGCUUGACCGUCGUCUGCGCCAGGUGCUGCUUGAAAACUUGUGUCCUCACUUGGUGGAAUUCCACCACCAGAAGUUCGAGGAAAUUGAAGUGCCUGGCCAAUACUUGCUCAAUAAGGACAACAACAACCACUUCGUCAAGAUUGAGCGGUUUUUGCCGACGGUGGACUUGGCUCGUGGCACCACUGCUUGCUAUAAGCGGUUGAGAAUUCGUGGCCACGAUGGCACGUUGCACACGUUUGCCGUCCAAUUCCCCGCUGCCCGUCACUGUCGUCGCGAGGAGCUGAUCUUCCAGUUGUUCCGUAUCUUUGGUGAUGCCCUUAACGCGCUGGUGGAGACGAGACGCCGCAACAUCUCGUUCUCGAUGCCGGUGGCGGUGCCGUUGCUGCCUCAUAUUCGCAUCAUGAAGGACGAUGAGCGCAACAUCACCAUGCAAAAGAUCUAUGAAGACUGGUGUCGUGCCAACGGCAAGCUGAGAGACGAGCCGUUCGUCUAUACUAUUGACAAAUUGCGGGCUGCCUACGACCAGAGAUUGCCUAAACCGGAUAUGAUGCUGAUCCGGGUGGAGAUUUUGGGGGCGAUCCAGCUGUUGCUCGUGCCGCUGACGGUGUUGAAGGACUACUUCGUCAACUUGUACCCUCAAUUUGAGGACUUCUGGUUGUUCCGCAAGCAGUUUACCGCGCAGUACGCCCUGUUCAUCUUCACCACCUACAUGAUGUUUAUCAAUGCCCGCCAACCGCAAAAGAUCCACGUCAACCAGAGCCUGGGUACGGUGUGGACGCUGGACAUGUUGCCGUGCAAGAUGGCGCUGAAACAGGUGUUGCAACAGCGUGAGCAAGCGGCGGCGGCAGCCUCAGCCCAACGCCAAGGCAACAACGAGGUGCUGACGACGGACUCCGAGCCGAAGCCGGUGCCGAUCUUCUGUAACGCUGAGCUUGUUCCGUUCAGACUUACCCCCAACAUCCAGAAGCUUAUUGGUGAAACCCUGUUAGAAGGGGUGUUGGCGGUGUACGUGUUGUGUAUUGCUCGCGCCUUAGCCGAGCCAGACCUGGACUUGGAAAACUACGUCACUCUCUUUGUGCGUGAUGAGGUGAUCUCGUGGUGGAACCAGACGCUGAACCAAGAUACUAAGCAAGAGCCGAUGCCGCUGGGCAAACAAUUCCGCAAUUUGGUUAAGGUGAACGUCGACUACAUCCUCAAGCGGGUGUUCCUGAUGGUGCACGUCCAACCGGGGGCCACCGUGGCCACGCAAAACGUGUUGGAGCUCAUCAGCCAAGCGGUGAACCCGAGAAACUUAGCCGCCGCUGAUACGUUGUGGAUGGCAUACUUUUAA
Messenger RNA from Diutina rugosa, 11220 nucleotides. It is a transcript of the gene TRA1, whose product is annotated as histone acetyltransferase. Bases 1 to 11220 code for a protein of 3739 amino acids. Gene Ontology annotation, molecular function: protein binding; transcription coregulator activity. The record is from RefSeq and is a predicted model, not a curated record. Gene Ontology annotation, cellular component: nucleus; SAGA complex; NuA4 histone acetyltransferase complex. NCBI's taxonomy places the organism in Eukaryota, Fungi, Ascomycota, Pichiomycetes, Serinales, Debaryomycetaceae. Gene Ontology annotation, biological process: DNA repair; regulation of DNA-templated transcription. The transcript has a single exon.